Molecule: messenger RNA, 2229 nt
Organism: Lottia gigantea (owl limpet)
Lineage: Eukaryota; Metazoa; Mollusca; Gastropoda; Lottiidae
Exons: 4
Coding region: 1-2229 (742 amino acids)
Source: RefSeq, a predicted model, not a curated record
AUGACCAACAAAUCCGACGAGAACUGGUGUUUAGUUUGCUCUGGUUCUGUAUUUGGUGAAGAAGUUUUAGUCACUGGAAAGGAUGCUGAGAAAUUGAAGCAACAGUUUAACAAAGUCUUGAAAGCGCCCAUCCCAAAAAAGCCUCCUGUUGAAAAUAUCUGUAAAAAAUGUGACAGAAAUAUCCGAAGAUUGGCAGACUCUGCUGGUGAGGCUGCAGAAAGGGAAAUAGAGUACAUGCGCAAGACAUAUCGGAAGACGGUUCAAGAAUAUAAUGCUAAAGCGGAACUACGUAGACAAAAGUUGCGCAAGGCAGCUGAAGCUUUUCUUCUGGGUAAACCAAAAGAUCAAGAAAAAACUGAUGACAAACUUUCUGUGUACGCUUCGAAAUGGAAAUUCAUGGCCAAAUCAGGUGCUGCCACGUCUACAAUAUCACUUCCAGACUCGAGCGGGGGUUCCAGUCCGUCAUGGUCGAAACCUGCUUCAGGGGAAACAACCCCGGUUUUAGAUUUUAAACAAAAUUGGGUCAAACAAGUGGAAUUUCACAUGCCAGUUGAUGAUAACUCUGAUUAUUUAGAUGAAAACUUCACAAUGGUAGAAAAUCCUGAUAUUGUAGAUGAUCCAGUUACGUUCGACAAAAACUCGAAUGAAAAUUUUGAAGAAUUGAUAAAAAAUUCAGAAAAACUGGACGAAAAUUCGGAGAUGUCGACGAAAGAAUAUGAAAAAAUAAAUGAAAAUUCUGAAAUGUCGACGAAAUAUUCAGAAAAACUAAAUGGAAAUUCUGAAAAACUGAAUGUAAACUUAAAUACUUUGAAUGAAGUAUCUGCUGUUUUGAAAGAAAAAGCAGAUAAAUGGAAUAAAAGUGCUGUCGAAUUCGAAAAAGAAAAUCCUGGCAAACUGAUGGUAAAUUUUAAUGAAAGUACAUCUGACACAUUGAAUGAAAAUGUCAAUAAUUUUGACAAAAACUUCGAAAUGCUGGUAGAAAAAUCUGCUAAAUUGGAUGAAAAUGCUGAAAAUGCUGAUGACAACUUCGAAAAAGUAAAGGCAAAACCUGAUGAUAAUUCUAAUACAACUGCAACUUUGGUUGCAAAGUCAGAUGAAUUAAAUGAGAAUUCUGACAAAUUGAAGGAAACACCUACACAAUUAAAUGGAAAGGCUAAUUUAUUUGGUGACAACUACGAAAAAGUAAAGAAGAAAUCUGAUGAAUUGAAUGGACACUUUGAUAAAUCAAAUGCAAAGGCAACACCACUUCCAAAGUCCAAUGAAUUAAAUGAGAAUUCUGAAGAAUUCAGCACUUAUGAUAAAUCGAAAGAAAAAUCUUUUGAAUUGAAUGGACACUUUGAUAAGUCAAAUGCAACUACAAUAUCCACAACAUCGGUCUCAAUAUCUUAUGAAUUGAAUGAGAAUUCUGACAAAUCCAGCACCUCUGAUAAUUUGAAAGAAAAGUCUGAGAAAUGCCAGAAAAAUUCUAAUGAAACAAACAUCAAUUCCAAUAAUUUGGAAGAUUCUGCAAUUCCUCCAGAAGCGAAAGUUGCCCUGAUAGAAAAUGAAGAUGGUGGUGAGAACAAUAUUACUAUUGCAAUUGGAGGGCAAACAUUUGUAGCUCGUAGUCGUGUUUCUUCCCAGGCUAUCUUGUUAGACUCUUCGUUGGAUUUUUGGAACUUGACUCGUCUUGAAAAAAAAGUUGGAUAUCUUCGUACUUGGACAUUAACUCAACCAAUAACAAUGCCUUUUUCCUUAUUUAAAAAGAAAACAGCCGAAGAUGGUGUCAAAGAUGGAGUAAAAGGAGAAAAUGUCAAACUCAACGUCAAAGAUGGCGGUGCUAACACCAACACAGAAGGUGGUGACGUCAACGCAGCUAACGAUGACGUCAACACAAACACUGCUGAUGGAGGCAUUGUAACUGUCGGUGUAACAACAACCAGUGGUAAAACGGAUGAAGAUGCUGGAUCAAAAGACGAGAAGAAGAAUGAGAAAACUGACGACAAGGAGAACGAGAAAAAUAGCGAGGAGAAAAAUGACGACAAGAAGAACGAUGUUAAUACAGAUGAUGGUAACUCUGACGUAAAAGAUGAAAAGGUAAGAUCGGUGAAAGAUGCAGUGAAGGAGAUUGAAGGCGAAGAUGGAGGUGGUGAUAAAUCAACAGUCAACGGUACCGUCAUGCCACUCCAGUUAGGGUCUAAAAACGGGCCUCCUGAACAUUCGUCACGAUUACCUUUUAACCUAACCUGA